This is a messenger RNA of Dipodomys spectabilis (banner-tailed kangaroo rat), 3175 nucleotides long. RefSeq names its product PPFIA binding protein 2 (gene Ppfibp2). The record is from RefSeq and is a predicted model, not a curated record. The transcript is spliced from 26 exons. Gene Ontology annotation, cellular component: presynaptic active zone. NCBI's taxonomy places the organism in Eukaryota, Metazoa, Chordata, Mammalia, Rodentia, Heteromyidae. Gene Ontology annotation, molecular function: protein binding. Gene Ontology annotation, biological process: neuromuscular junction development. The coding region runs from base 146 to 2884 and encodes 912 amino acids.
CGUCAGUGUGGCCGGGAGCCGGGUCCUCUCAGGUUCCCGGGCGGGAGUCCGGACGCGGAGCGGCCGCGCACCUGAGCCGGUCGGAGAGAAGCCGCGGCCCUGCAGCCAGUAAUAGGAGGAGGAGACAAAGCAGACAAAAGAAGCUAUGACUUCUGAUGCGAGUCAUGCACUGGAAGCUGCCCUGGAGCAGAUGGACGGGAUCAUUGCAGGCACUAAAACAGGUGCAGAUAUUACUGAUGGUACCUGUGAGCCUGGACUGUCUUCCCCGGCCUCCUACAUGAACCUCUUCCCAGUGAGCCAUCUCAUCGAGGAACUGAGGCUAGCCCUGGAGAUGCUGGAGCUUCCUCAGGAGAAAGCAGCCCUUCUGAGCCAGAUUCCUGGCCCUACAGCUGCCUACAUAAAGGAGUGGUUUGAGGAAAGCUUGGAAAAUCACCACAGUGCUGCUAGUAAUGAAACCUACCAGGAACGCUUGGCCCGUUUAGAAGGUGAUAAGGAGUCCCUCAUCUUACAGGUGAGUGUCCUCACAGACCAAGUAGAAGCCCAAGGAGAAAAGAUUCGGGACUUAGAAGUGUGUCUGGAAGGACACCAGGUGAAACUCAAUGCUGCUGAGGAAAUGCUUCAACAGGAGCUGCUAAGUCGUACAUCUCUUGAGACCCAGAAGCUUGAUCUAAUGACUGAAGUAUCUGAGUUGAAGCUGAAGUUAGUUGGCAUGGAGAAGGAGCAAAGAGAGCAAGAGGAAAAGCAGAGAAAAGCAGAGGAAUUACUGCAAGAGCUCAAACACCUCAAAAUCAAAGUAGAGGAGCUGGAAAAUGAACGGAAUCAGUAUGAAUGGAAGCUGAAGGCCACGAAGGCUGAGGUAGCCCAGCUGCAGGAGCAGGUAGCUCUGAAAGAUGCUGAAAUUGAGCGUCUGCACAGCCAGCUCUCCCGGACUUCAGGACUCCACAGUGACCACGGAGAAAGAGAUCAAGAAAUUCAACGUCUGAAAAUGGGAAUGGAAACUCUGCUUCUUGCCAAUGAAGAUAAGGACCGUCGGAUAGAGGAACUUACGGGGCUGCUGAACCAGUACCGAAGGGUAAAGGAGAUCAUAAUGGCAACUCAAGGGUCUUCGGAGAGAACUCUCUCAAUCAGUGAAGAACUGGAUGGAAGUUUCAGGAAAUGGAACACUACAAAUAAAGGCCCUGAAGAAUUACUUAAACAAGAGAUGCCUCCCAGGUGCAGCUCUCCUAUGGUGGGGCCACCUCCUUUGCCACAGAAAUCACUGGAGACCAGGGCUCAGAAGAAACUCUCCUGUAGUCUUGAAGACUUGAGAACUGAAUCUGUGGAUAAGCAUGUCGAUGGGAAACAGCUCUCACCGGUGGUGGAACCCAAGGUCAGCCCUUUCCAGGUAGAGCAGAAACACCCUACAUCACCUGGGAAGCUUUCAGGUGUCACACCCAAUGGAGAAGCUGCCAAAUCUACUCCCACCAACUCCCAGCCUGAUUCUGCAGGGAACAGCCUGCCAAGGCUAAGAGAAACAGAAAGUGGUUGGGAAGACACUGCCAUCAUUAAUGACCUUUCAUCCACCUCAUCUGGUACCGAGUCAAGCCCCCAGUCUCCCCUGAUGCCAGAUGGUAAACGGAGCCCCAAAGGCAUUAAGAAAUUCUGGGGAAAAAUCCGAAGAACUCAGUCCGGAAAUUUCAACACGGAUGCCCCAGGAAUGGCAGAGUUUCGACGAGGUGGGCUCCGGGCAACUGCAGGGCCAAGACUCUCUAGGACAAGAGACUCCAAGGGACAAAAAUGUGAUGCCAAUGCCCCCUUUGCCCAGUGGAGCACCGAGCGUGUUUGUGCAUGGCUGGAGGAUUUUGGUCUGGCUCAGUACGUGAUCUUUGCCAGGCAGUGGGUGACGUCUGGCCACACACUGCUGACAGCUACACCUCAGGACAUGGAAAAGGAGCUAGGAAUUAAGCACCCGCUCCACAGGAAGAAGCUUGUUUUAGCAGUGAAAGCCAUCAACACCAAGCAGGAGGAGAAGUCUGCGCUGCUGGACCACAUUUGGGUGACACGGUGGCUUGAUGAUAUUGGCUUACCCCAAUACAAAGACCAGUUUCAUGAAUCCAGGGUUGAUGGACGAAUGCUGCAAUACCUAACUGUGAAUGAUCUACUCUUCUUAAAGGUCACCAGCCAACUACAUCAUCUCAGCAUCAAAUGUGCCAUUCAUGUGCUUCAUGUCAAUAAGUUCAACCCCCACUGCCUGCAUCGGCGGCCUGCUGAUGAGAGUAACCUUUCUCCUUCAGAAGUGGUGCAGUGGUCCAACCACAGGGUGAUGGAGUGGUUGCGAUCAGUGGACCUGGCAGAGUAUGCACCCAACCUUCGAGGGAGUGGUGUCCAUGGAGGUCUCAUUAUCCUGGAACCACGCUUUACUGGAGACACUCUGGCUAUGCUUCUCAAUAUUCCACCUCAGAAGACACUGCUCAGGCGCCACCUAACCACCAAAUUCAACGCCUUGAUUGGUCCCGAGGCUGAACAGGAAAAGCGAGAUAAAAUGACCUCACCCUCUUACACACCACUGACUACUACAGCCAAAGUCCGGCCUAGGAAACUUGGAUUUUCACACUUUGGAAACAUGAGAAAAAAGAAGUUUGAUGAGUCCACAGACUACAUCUGCCCAAUGGAGCCUAGUGAUGCUGUCAGUGACAGUCACAGGCUCUACAGUGGCUACCGGAGCCUCAGCCCCCCGGACACCCCUGAACUGGAUGGGCUGGACCAGAUGGCACCUUCGGAAGUCACUGUGACGCAGAUAGGGCUCCUCUCCCAAGACAUUCACCGCCUUACGACUCUGCUGAGCCAGGACCAGCUGCUGAAUGACUCUCGCCUGGCUUCCCCCAACUCUGAUGACUGGAGAUGACAUUCUUCAAAGCCGAGAGCCCGGAGAGUCACGCGUGGGGCCCUGAGUCUUCCUCAAUGGGGAGCUGGCACCCAGCCAUCCACAGAGCCCAGAUGGGGCUAGCAGGGCGUCUGGGUGUGAACAAGAGCAAAGCAGAGCCAUGGGACAGGUGUCUUGGAGGUGGACCUAGACACACCACAGUGUUUUGAACCAGACUUCUCUUACUACAGCCUUUCUACCUUUUAUACUUUUAUACAUAGACUACGGAUCACUGUUGUGUAGAGGGGAAUGAGGUAUCCAUGCAGAGUGAAU